AUGUUGAAGAGGAACACCCUGGUUGAGGAGGGUAGGCCUCCGCGGAAAGUCCGAUUCCGCAUCGCCUCUUCCCACAGCGGAAGAAUCCUGAAGGAGGUCUACACCGAUGGAGAAAGUUCUGACUCCUUGGAUUCGGAGUAUACCAGCAGCUCGGAAACCGACCCCAACAGCCGUCUCAGUGGGUCGGAUGGACAGAACAACGGACACCUCAGCUCCGAAGGGGAUGAGAACGAGACGGAGACAGGGGACAUGUUCUCCUUUGUGAGGGCCUCCAAAGAAAGGGGGUUUGGUACCAAACGGAUCAACAUCCUCAGCAAAAACGGGACGGUUAGAGGGGUCAAGCAUAAAGUCAGCGCUGGCCAGGUCCUCUUUGACAACUUAGGCAAAGUCUUUGAGUUAUCCUCUGUUUUGGAAAACGGGCGCAUCGUCAUCUACACCACCAGCCUUCGGGUGGUGAGAACCACUUUCGAAAGAUGCGAGUUAGUUCGGAAGAUCUUCCAAAACCACCGAGUGAAGUUUGUAGAGAAGAACAUUGCGCUGAACGGGGACUACGGGAAGGAGCUGUCUGAGAGAUGCAGAAAGCUGGGAGAAAUCCCGUCGGUCCCUGUCGCCUUUAUCGAAGGCCAGUAUCUGGGGGGUGCUGAGAAAAUUUUGUCAAUGAAUGAAUCGGGGGAGCUGCAGGACCUCUUANNNNUUCUGUAGAGAGUUCAACACCCGCACGAAUGCCUCUCCUGCGGGGGCUUCGGCUUCCUUCCCUGCUUCACGUGCCAUGGGAGCAAAAUGUCCAUGUUCCGGAACUGUUUCACAGACUCCUUCAAAGCCCUCCGGUGCACGGCCUGCAACGAGAACGGCUUGCAGCGGUGCAAGAAGUGCAUGAGCUAA
This is a messenger RNA of Protobothrops mucrosquamatus (brown spotted pit viper), 882 nucleotides long. RefSeq names its product glutaredoxin and cysteine rich domain containing 1 (gene GRXCR1). The record is from RefSeq and is a predicted model, not a curated record. NCBI's taxonomy places the organism in Eukaryota, Metazoa, Chordata, Lepidosauria, Squamata, Viperidae. Gene Ontology annotation, cellular component: stereocilium; kinocilium. Gene Ontology annotation, biological process: sensory perception of sound; inner ear receptor cell stereocilium organization. The transcript has 4 exons.